CGCCCCGAGCGCCCGCGAGCGCGACCCGCGCAACGCGCAACGCGCCCGAGCGAUAAGCACGUCCAGUGAUAGUGUGGUUCCUGGGACGCCGAGGACGGAGCGGGCCGGCGUCGGGCCGGUGGCGGGCCGGUAUAGGUGUAGCGACAUCGAUGCACCGCGCGCGCAGACGGCUGGAGGAGCGCGCUCGGCCUGUCCACGCGCCCUCAUCCACGCGCGCCCUCACCACACCGCGUUAGACACUAUAUUGCGGUCGGACAUGAAAAAUCUAGAUUCUCUGCUGGCUGUUCCUAUCAGCGAAAUCGUGGUAACUUUCAUCUCUACAGUAGCCGCGGUCACACUGCUCCCCUGGACGACAGAAGGGCGGUCCGCCCGGAGGUGGUCGGCGGGAGAUCGCGGGCGCCGGUCGUGUAGCCGCGCGCGGUUCCCACACCACACACACCCACCUAUUCACUGUUAACAGUAGGCAGUUCACUCGGGGGGAGUUUAAUAUACAAUGUCCGAAGACUUGGACUCGAUCAGCGAGGAAGAACGAAGUUUGUUCCGACCCUUCACCCGAGAAUCAUUGGCCGCCAUCGAAGCCCGCAUAGCUGAAGAGCAUGCCAAGCAAAAGGAACUCGAGAAAAAACGAGCGGAAGGCGAGAACGAUUUGGGGCGGACGAAAAAGAAAAAAGAAGUGCGAUAUGAUGACGAGGACGAGGACGAGGGCCCUCAGCCGGACGCGACGCUGGAGCAGGGCCUGCCCCUGCCCGUGCGCAUGCAGGGCACCUUCCCUUUGGAACUCGCCUCCACGCCCCUCGAGGACAUCGAUCCUUUCUAUCUUAAUCAAACAACAUUCGUAGUCAUAAGCAAGGGUAAAGAUAUCUUCAGAUUUUCGGCAACGAACGCUUUAUGGAUACUGGACCCCUUUAAUCCCAUAAGAAGAGUGGCGAUAUACAUAUUAGUUCAUCCGCUCUUCUCGCUGUUUAUAAUUACCACAAUCCUAGUCAACUGUAUAUUAAUGAUAAUGCCCACCACUCCGACUGUCGAAAGUACUGAAGUUAUCUUUACCGGCAUCUACACCUUUGAAUCGGCGGUGAAAGUAAUGGCCAGGGGUUUCAUACUACAGCCAUUCACAUACCUUAGAGAUGCAUGGAAUUGGCUUGACUUCGUAGUUAUAGCUUUAGCUUAUGUGACGAUGGGCAUAGAUCUCGGCAACUUGGCCGCUCUCAGAACGUUCAGAGUCUUACGAGCUUUGAAGACUGUGGCCAUCGUACCGGGUUUGAAGACCAUCGUCGGAGCCGUAAUAGAGUCCGUGAAAAAUCUACGCGAUGUGAUAAUAUUGACCAUGUUCUCGUUGUCUGUGUUUGCGUUGAUGGGAUUACAAAUUUAUAUGGGAGUGCUGACGCAGAAAUGUAUAAAAGUGUUCCCAGAGGACGGGAGCUGGGGCAAUCUGACUGACGAGAACUGGGAAAGAUUUUGUCAGAACGAAACAAAUUGGUACGAAGAAAACGGCGACUAUCCAUUAUGCGGGAAUUCUUCAGGAGCAGGGACAUGUGAGCCGGGCUAUAUAUGUUUGCAGGGCUACGGCCCGAAUCCCAACUACGGCUACACAAGUUUCGACACCUUUGGUUGGGCCUUUUUAUCUGCGUUUCGUCUUAUGACCCAAGACUACUGGGAGAAUUUAUAUCAAUUGGUGCUAAGGUCAGCAGGUUCGUGGCACGUUCUGUUCUUUGUAGUGAUUAUCUUCUUGGGCUCGUUCUAUCUUGUGAACUUGAUCUUGGCUAUCGUCGCGAUGUCGUACGAUGAGUUGCAGAAAAAGGCAGAAGAAGAAGAACAAGCGGAAGAAGAAGCACUUAGGGAAGCAGAGCAAAAGGCAGCAGCGAGAGCGGACAAGCAAGAAGCGAGGGAAGCGCACGCGCGGGAACAAGCGGCAGCGGCGGAGGCAGCAGCAUACGCCGAGGCCCACCCCGUCAAGUCCCCCAGUGACUCCUCCUGUCAGAGCUACGAGCUGUUCGUGAACCAGGAGCGGGGCGCCCAGGACGACAAUACACGCGAGCGCAUGUCCCUCCGUAGCGACCCCUUUCAGGACUCGGUGAGCACCCAGCCCACGCACAAGCCCACCGAAUCGCACGAACCGGCACGCCGCCAGAGGAAGGUCAGCAUGGUUCCCCACCCUGAACGCAUUAAUAAAUAUGGACAGUUAUAUGGGCCACUGCGCGAAGGCUCCCAGGCUUCGUUAUCUCUACCUGGAUCACCGUUCAAUUUACGCCGUGGUUCUCGAGGGUCCCAUCAGAUGGCUUUAAGACCAAACGGAAGGUCGAGGUAUCCACCGGGAGCGGACAGGAAACCGCUAGUGUUGUCCACGUAUUUGGAUGCCCAAGAACAUCUGCCGUACGCGGACGAUUCUAACGCAGUGACGCCGAUGUCCGAAGAAAAUGGUGCUAUUAUUAUUCCAGUCUACUAUGCAAAUUUAGGUUCAAGGCAUUCCUCGUACACGUCACACCAGUCUCGGCUAUCGUAUACAUCUCACGGUGAUCUGUUGGGAGGUAAAGCACAAACGAAGGAAGCUAAACUCCGAGGUCGAUCAGCGUCUAGGAAUCACAGCGUGACGUCACAGCCGCAUGCCUACGCACUGCCACGACAGGACUCCUCGCUCGCCUCAAGACCGCUGAGAGAAUAUGAAAUCAGCACAACGGAAUGUACUGAUGAAGCAGGAAAAGUUCUAAAGCAAUCUGGUGACAAUCCCUUCAUAGAGUCCUCACAACAACCUAACGUAGUAGAUAUGAGAGAUGUAAUGGUAUUAAAUGAAAUCAUAGAACAAGCUGGAAGACAAAGUCGAGCGAGCGACCAAAACGUGUCAGUGUACUACUUCCCAACAGCUGAAGACGAUGAGGACGGACCGACUUUCAAGGAGAAGCUUCUAGAAUGUUUAAUGAAGGGAAUAGACUUGUUCUGUGUGUGGGACUGCUGCUGGCUCUGGCUGGAGUUCCAGAAGUACGUGGCUCUGCUGGUGUUUGACCCCUUUGUAGAACUGUUCAUCACGCUUUGUAUCGUGGUCAAUACUCUGUUCAUGGCUUUGGAUCACCACGACAUGGACAGAGAUAUGGAGAAGGCGCUCAAAAGUGGCAACUAUUUUUUCACUGCUACAUUCGGUAUUGAAGCUAUGCUAAAACUGAUUGCAAUGAGUCCGAAAUAUUACUUUCAAGAGGGUUGGAAUGUAUUUGAUUUUAUAAUUGUGGCCUUAUCAUUAUUAGAAUUGGGACUCGAAGGUGUUCAGGGUUUGUCUGUGUUGCGUUCAUUUCGUUUGCUUCGAGUAUUCAAAUUGGCAAAAUCAUGGCCGACCCUUAAUUUACUCAUCUCUAUAAUGGGUAGGACGAUGGGUGCCUUGGGCAACCUGACCUUCGUAUUGUGCAUCAUUAUUUUCAUAUUUGCCGUGAUGGGUAUGCAACUAUUCGGAAAAAAUUAUUUGGAUUAUGUGGAUCGAUUUCCCGACGGAGACCUGCCUAGAUGGAACUUUACGGAUUUCAUGCACAGCUUCAUGAUAGUAUUUCGCGUGCUCUGCGGAGAGUGGAUCGAGAGUAUGUGGGACUGUAUGCUUGUCGGAGACGUUUCUUGCAUUCCGUUCUUCUUGGCGACUGUCGUCAUUGGCAAUCUUGUGGUACUUAAUCUCUUCUUGGCCCUGUUACUGUCAAAUUUUGGUUCGUCCAACUUAUCAUCACCAACGGCCGAUCAGGACACGAAUAAAAUAGCAGAGGCCUUCAACAGAAUAUCCAGAUUUCAGGAUUGGGUAAAGAAGAACAUCGCAGACAUGUUGAAGAUGCUCAAGAAUAAGCUCACGAACCAAAUAGCCAUACACGCUCCCGAACGAGUGGAUAACGAGCUUGAACUGGGCACUGACAUGGAUGAUGGAGUUCUCUACAAAGAUAAAAAAUUAAAAGACCAAGUGGAAGUAGCUAUAGGAGAUGGCAUGGAAUUUACGAUACCAGGUGACAAUAAGUACAAAAAAGGGAAAAUAUUGAUGAACAAUAUAAACGCCAUUACAGAUAACCAUACUGAUAACAGAAUAAAUUGUGAAAUGAACCACCAUGGAUAUCCAAUACAGGACGAUGAUACAAUAAGUCAAAAGUCUUACGGCAGUCAUAAAAUCAGAUCGUUUAAGGAUGAAAGUCACAAAGGGUCCGCAGACACAAUAGACGGUGAAGAAAAGAAAGAUGCCAGCAAAGAAGAAUUAGGUUUAGAAGAGGAGGUAUUAGAAGAUGAAGACGCCAAAUCUAAUGGACUCGGGGGAUUAGACAUAAAAGCUGUAGAAGGGGAAGCAGUGAUAGAAGAAACACCAUCGGACUGUUGUCCAGAGCCUUGCUACGCACGGUUUCCAUUUUUAGCUGGAGACGACGAAUCCCCAUUCUGGCAAGGCUGGGGCAUGCUUAGAUUAAAGACUUUCAGACUAAUCGAAAAUACAUACUUUGAAACAGCUGUGAUAACAAUGAUUUUACUUAGUAGUUUGGCUUUGGCAUUAGAAGACGUACAUUUACCUCAUCGACCAAUUCUUCAAGACAUACUAUACUACAUGGACCGAAUCUUCACCGUUAUAUUCUUCAUUGAGAUGUUAAUCAAAUGGCUUGCUCUUGGCUUUCAAAAAUAUUUCACGAACGCGUGGUGCUGGCUCGACUUUAUCAUCGUGAUGGUCUCGCUUAUAAACUUCGUUGCGGCGCUUUGUGGCGCCGGAGGCAUUCAGGCGUUCAAAACGAUGAGAACGCUUCGCGCCCUACGGCCGCUCAGGGCCAUGAGCCGCAUGCAGGGCAUGAGGGUGGUAGUGAACGCUUUGGUACAAGCCAUACCUUCUAUCUUCAACGUGCUGCUCGUGUGUUUAAUCUUUUGGCUCAUUUUCGCCAUCAUGGGUGUUCAACUGUUCGCUGGCAAAUAUUUUAAGUGUGUCGACAUGAAUCACACAACACUAAGCCAUGAAAUAAUACCGGACAGAAACGCCUGUAUUUUAGAGAACUACACCUGGGAAAAUUCACCAAUGAACUUUGACCACGUCGGCAAGGCUUACUUAUGUUUAUUUCAAGUUGCAACCUUCAAAGGAUGGAUUCAAAUCAUGAAUGAUGCUAUUGAUUCAAGAGAGGUUGGCCGUCAACCAAUACGAGAGACGAACAUUUACAUGUAUCUUUAUUUUGUAUUCUUUAUUAUUUUUGGAUCAUUUUUCACUCUCAACCUAUUCAUUGGUGUGAUCAUCGACAACUUUAACGAACAGAAGAAGAAAGCCGGAGGCAGUUUGGAGAUGUUCAUGACUGAAGAUCAGAAAAAGUAUUACAAUGCUAUGAAAAAGAUGGGCUCCAAAAAGCCGUUGAAAGCUAUACCAAGACCGAGGUGGCGGCCGCAAGCCAUAGUUUUUGAAAUAGUAACAGACAAGAAAUUCGACAUGAUCAUUAUGUUGUUCAUCGGUCUGAACAUGUUGACGAUGACGUUGGAUCACUAUCAGCAGUCUGAGACGUUCAGCAUGGUUCUGGACUACCUUAAUAUGAUAUUCAUCGUGAUAUUCAGUUCAGAGUGCCUAUUAAAAAUUUUCGCCUUAAGAUACCAUUAUUUUGUGGAACCGUGGAAUUUAUUCGAUUUUGUAGUCGUCAUGUUUUCUAUUUUAAGUUUGGUGUUGAGUGAUAUAAUAGAAAAAUACUUUGUGUCGCCUACUCUACUGAGAGUAGUCAGAGUCGCAAAAGUGGGUAGAGUGCUUCGACUCGUGAAGGGUGCGAAGGGCAUACGAACUUUAUUAUUUGCCUUGGCCAUGUCACUGCCAGCUCUAUUCAAUAUUUGUCUACUGUUGUUCCUUGUGAUGUUUAUCUUCGCCAUUUUUGGAAUGUCUUUUUUCAUGCACGUCAAAAACAAAGGAGGUCUCGACGACGUGUACAACUUCAAAACGUUCGUGCAGAGCAUGAUCCUGCUAUUUCAGAUGUCGACAUCGGCGGGCUGGGACGGCGUGCUGGACGGCAUCAUCAACGAGGAGGAGUGCGACUUGCCGGACAACGAGCGCGGCUACCCCGGCAACUGCGGCUCCGCCACCAUCGGCAUCACAUACCUCCUCUCCUACCUCGUCAUCUCCUUUCUCAUCGUCAUCAACAUGUACAUCGCCGUCAUUCUCGAGAAUUACUCGCAGGCGACGGAGGAUGUGCAGGAGGGCCUAACGGACGACGAUUACGACAUGUACUACGAGAUCUGGCAGCGCUUCGAUCCGGAGGGCACGCAGUACAUCCGGUACGACCAGCUGUCCGACUUCUUGGACGUGCUGGAGCCGCCGCUGCAGAUACACAAGCCGAACAAGUACAAAAUAAUAUCCAUGGACAUACCGAUAUGCCGCGGCGACAUGAUGUUCUGCGUGGACAUCCUCGACGCGCUGACGAAGGACUUCUUCGCGCGGAAGGGCAACCCCAUCGAGGAGCCGGUGGAGGUGGGGCGGCCGGACGAGGUGGGCUACGAGCCCGUGUCGUCGACGCUGUGGCGCCAGCGCGAGGAAUACUGCGCGCGGUUGAUCCAGCACGCGUGGCGGCGGCACCGGCGCGCACAGUCGCCGGGCGGCGAGUCCGGCGCGUCGGCGGCGCCCGGGCCCGGCGAGGAGGGCGCGCCCACGGCCGUGCUGCUGGACGCCGGCGCCGGCCGCGUGGUGCUCGGCGCGGGGGCCAACGCGCGCCCGCCCGAGCCGGCACCGCCGCGCGCCCGUCUGACCCGCGCUAGCGCUCGCGCUGCUGCCCGCGCUCGUGGACGACGCGCCGCUGCCGCUGCCCGCACCGCUGCCCGAGCUCUUGAGCCCACCCAAGCGCACUUAAUUACUAUUAUUUACGCUAGUCGUUUCGAGUUCUCUGCUGCGGGCGAGCGACGCGCCGCGGCGCCGGACGGUCCGAGCGCGCGGAGACGCGAGCGUUCACCGGAGUGUUUUGUGUUCGCGCGGCCGAAGCUCGCGGGACGAUCUGUUUUGCGACCGGAGUCGCGCCGCGUUUCACCGUCUAGUGGUUCGCUUCGUUGGGUCGUCCCGGUCCGCGAGGCGACAUCGAGCGCCCGCUCGAGUGCGGACGUGCCGUUUUUCGUCGCUAGUAUUAUAAGAUAUCGGAUAGGUGAUAAACAUUAAAGCUUAUUUUUGUAUUCGACGAAGACUACACUCUACUCGUGUAAAUUUACGAGCGGCUCGGCGAGAGUGUCUCGACUCCCGCGGGGCGCGGGCGCCGCCCUGUUCCCCGUGGCGGCGCCGACGCCCGCCGGGAGGACGCCGCCUCCGCUCGAGGCAUUAGUGUCCCGUGUAUACGGACAUCGCUACACUCGUAUUAGUUUUAACCUUACUUUGAUUGUGUUCGAACGCUAGCGUACACCUGUAUACCUCCGCUCGGAGAAGCGACGGCUACGCCUAUUCAUAUCAAAUUUGUCCAUGGUAGAUUUUAGUAGCUCCGAUUUUUAAGCUUCUCGCUGUACCGAAACGACGUCUCCUACCUUUCUAGUCGGGAUCGGAUUCUCGAGGUUUAAAAAAUUUUUGCAGCAUCGUCUACGUAAGCUUAGCGAAUCGACAGCGAAAUCGGUACCAGAGUUCACUUCCGUCCUAAAUCAGUACGCAUCAUAAGAAUCGAGCCAUUUUACGUAAUGCGCACGCGCACGCGCGCGCCCCGCGCGGAUCCCCGGCGCGCGGGCGCGGCGCGGGCGGCGCGGGACUUCCCCGCCCCCGCCGCCCGCGCCAUCUACCCGUUUCAGAUUUUUAUUGUCAGCGGGCUGGUACUGCUUCCAUUAACGUUACUCGUGCACAUAUUUUCGGCGACGUUUUUGCAUCGCAGACGUCUACCGCGCGGUGGACGCCGGUAUAUAUCGCGGGACGAGAUUCGGCCCCCGAGAGACGCGACAAUUAGCAGUAAGAUUAUUAUCGAUAAACUACGAGCGAACGUCCCCGAGUCCCCGUCUACAGAGUGAGGUAGACCACCGAGAUAGCAGUUAUUUUUCGAUCGACAUCACCGCGCCCGGCGGCGGCCGGCGCGGCGCGGGCGACCGGCGCGGGCGUCGCGGCGACGUCCCGAGGUCGAGCUUCGUCGGUGUCGUCUUUUCUAGCACAAGUAAAUUAAUAAAUUAUAAAAUUUUGUAAAUUAACUUUUAAAGGUGAUCAAAUUUUCUAUUUCUCUGUACAUAUUGCGAGCUUGCCCGCCGGCGCGACCGGAAGCCCGGGGCGACGGACGUCCCGCGCCCCCCACCCCGCCCGCGAGCCGCGCGUCGUUCGGUCGCGGGAGACGCGAAUCGCGGAGUGCGAGACAAAGUAACGUCGCGAAAUUUUAAAGAGUCAGUGUAUCGUAAACUAAGAGAGACGCUUAACGUUUUGCACCUAUUUUGCAAUAAUUUACGACUACGAAUAAUAAAUAUGUAGAUACUUUUAUAAAGGAUUCGGCCGCCGAUGAGCGCGCGCGGGCGACCUUCCCCGGCGCCCGCGCGCGGCCGGCGGUCGCAGUUCGGUCGGCAUUCGAUGUUCGCGGCUGUAUGUCGUGGUGUUCACGCUUAGCCGAGCCUGGGAGCGACGGUCCGCCGCGCGCCCGCGAGGUGCCGCGAGUUUCGAUGUUUCAAUAUCAUUUUUGUAUUAAACGCGAGAGGAGUACACAAAAAUAUGUGAACGCCUCCGUGUAGCUCGACGUAAUCCGCUUUGUAAACGGUCGUGAACGAAGUUAGUGUGACAUUGUGUUUAUGUGACAUUGUAUUUAUCGUGUAAACGUUCCGAGCGCCUCGCGGCGGACCGUGUCUCGGGGCUCGAUGUAUGUUUUUAAAUGAAAUUCGUUUAAUUUGGUAAAACCAAUUUAUCUACUAUUAGGCAUAUUGGCACAAAAAAGUUGUGUUAAAUUAAGUUAGACAAUAAGUUCAGAUAUCAUUGUAUUAUUUCGUAAUUCUUUAAAUAAACUUAUGACGAAAAAGUGAGUUGAGUUUGCUGAAUGAAAAAGAUUUAAUUGAGUAUUUAUUAUAUAUAUUGUUGAAGUUUGUACAAAAUAAAUUAAG
Messenger RNA from Aricia agestis (brown argus), 8982 nucleotides. It is a transcript of the gene para, whose product is annotated as sodium channel protein para-like. Gene Ontology annotation, molecular function: voltage-gated sodium channel activity; calcium ion binding. Gene Ontology annotation, biological process: neuronal action potential; sodium ion transmembrane transport; membrane depolarization during action potential. The record is from RefSeq and is a predicted model, not a curated record. Gene Ontology annotation, cellular component: plasma membrane; voltage-gated sodium channel complex. NCBI's taxonomy places the organism in Eukaryota, Metazoa, Arthropoda, Insecta, Lepidoptera, Lycaenidae.